GCCAUCUCUCUGCGCUCUUCCCGUGACGCGCGAGUCGUUGCUCCCGCCCAGCCCCGGGACGUCCGAGUUGCUGCUCCGGCCCAGUCCCUUUCAAUGUCUUAUGUUGGACGAUCCACAGCCGUUGCUGGCGACACUGCCAAGCACAUCGCCUUUGCCGCCGCCUUUUCCUGCUACUGGUCCAAGUACAUGGCCGCUCCUUGUCUCGAGUCCAAGUACACCUUCCGUGCCUGCGACAGGUCCACGGGCUAUGGACGCCACGCUUUCGCUGGAUGGCUCCGAUGA
This is a messenger RNA of Symbiodinium natans, 282 nucleotides long. The record is from the annotation of a GenBank genome assembly. Lineage: Eukaryota; Dinophyceae; Suessiales; Symbiodiniaceae.